CCAGUGCUGAGUCGUUGGGACCGCAGUCGGGCUCCGAGUAAGCCAUCAGGUAACAUCGCUCCGCCAUCCAGCUAACACCGAUCUUUACAACAUAUGCGUUUCCUGUCAUUUGUUGCUAUCACUCUAGAUACGUUGAUUGGCGUGCAGUAAUCAAAUGCAAGAGUUGGCAGAACAAUAAUUACACCAGUCGUUGGUGGUUGAAAAGUUUCAAGUUUUGUUUGGUUUUGUGUGUGUGCAUAUGGCAAAUCGAAGUUUAAUCUUCUUUGAUUGUGGUUAUUGUGUACUUGUUUUGAAUGGUCGCUGUUCACCAAAGUUGGCACGGGCUGUACAGCCCUUUUCCAUGGGCUGCAUUUUUUAUCGGGAUCAAUGACACGGCAGUUCGUGCAUGAACAAUGAACCUGCAAAUAGACGUCUAUUGCAAUCACAGAGUUUCACGCCUACAUUUGGAUCUUCCGUCUUCAGUAUUCGCGUUUUGAAGUAUUGAGUGACAUUCGGAUUUUGCUAUCUCAUCGCUGGCUGUCCACCCACGUGUAGAUAGAGCCGGGAAUCCUGGAGUUUCCAUGGUGUUGCAUUCAGUAGACGGCAUCGAAGAUUUCACAGCCUCUCGAGUCGCUCAUCGAUCGAACUGCAACGCAAAGCCAAUCGUUGCAAAAGUAAGAAACACAGUUUGCAUAGUACAUCACGAACAUCAACAUGGAACGACACUUGACAUCUUCAAUUGCCCUCAAGCCGAGAACUCGUUACUGGCAAUGGUUUCUAUUCGCUCUACUGGCACUCAUGUGCCACACAGGUCGGUGCAACGAGGUGAGCCAAGUUGGGUCUGCUCCUUCCGAAUGGGCUGUCGCCGAAUCGAGUUCCUCUAGCUCAGCAACAACGUACGUGGCCGACGCCGAUUUCGACGUGAUGCCGACGGAAGUUCGUGUGGCGGCCGGCACCACGGCCUAUCUCAGCUGUCGGCCGCGCAGCUUACGGAAUAAAACGUGGUCUGUGCAGGUGUCGUGGGUGCGCCAUCGGGACCUGCACAUCCUCAGCGUCGGCAGGUCCGUCUACACGAAAGACGGGCGCUUCUCCGUUUAUCAUCAACGUCACACGGGAGAAUGGACGCUCCAACUGCGAUCUGUCCAACUCAAAGACUCGGGACUUUACGAGUGUCAGAUCGGAACUCAACCGACUAGAAGCUACUUCGUCCACCUGCAAGUUGUCGAACCGACGACCUCCAUCUUUGGCGGACCGGACAUGCACGUCCACGAGGGAAGCCCCGUCAACCUCUCCUGUUUGGUGUCGCAAGCCGUCGGACAGCCGGAAUUCUUCUUUUGGUACCACAACGGACAGGUCAUGGAGUUUGGCGGCGACCGGACUGAGAAGCGCCAGUACUUUCCCGAAACGGACGUCACUGUUAGUUCGCUCCUGAUCAAAGCCGCCCACGUCAGCGAUUCUGGCAAUUAUACUUGCCAACCGGCUCACUGCCCACCAGUUUCCGCCAAAGUUUACAUCCUCAAAGGUGAACAGCCGGCUGCCAUGCAGCGAAGCGGUAGCGCAUUGAUGAUGAACGCAGCCGGUUAUUGGUGGAGACUGUCGCUCGUUGCCGCUGCUAUGUGUUAUUCGUCGUACUCUGUGGGUUUGCUAACUUUGCCGAUGUCUGUAUUUCUAUUUGUAUCCUUGACGAGUGUACCCAAUUUUGGAUAACAACCACGAAAUCCAACAACUCCUUUACAACCUUCUUUCCCAUCCUUAAGAAAAAUUUAAAAAAAUUAAAUAA
Molecule: messenger RNA, 1759 nt
Organism: Daphnia carinata
Lineage: Eukaryota; Metazoa; Arthropoda; Branchiopoda; Diplostraca; Daphniidae
Product: zwei Ig domain protein zig-8-like
Exons: 6
Coding region: 694-1686 (330 amino acids)
Biological process (GO): synapse organization
Cellular component (GO): neuron projection membrane
Source: RefSeq, a predicted model, not a curated record